Messenger RNA from Durusdinium trenchii, 432 nucleotides. The record is from the annotation of a GenBank genome assembly. NCBI's taxonomy places the organism in Eukaryota, Dinophyceae, Suessiales, Symbiodiniaceae.
GUGGCGACUUUCGACCAAGAACGAACUCGAAGAGCUCCUUGGACCGCUGGCUAAGUGCUAUGUGGGGGUUUGGCAAAAUACUUACGAACUUCACACUUGACCAAGCUGAAGGAUCCUAUAGCCACUCCGACCACUGCAUCUACAUCACCAAGAUGAAGUUGGCUCCUGGUCACAUUGACUUUGACAAGCUCAACAACCCAGCUCAUCGGAAAGCUUUCCUCCAUUCUCGAGUCAGAGGAGUGCAGUCGUUGAUCGACAACAAGGCCAUCAAGAUCCUUUCACCUGAGGAAAGCAGAAUCCUCAGGCGGGACCACCCAGACUGUGUCUUGCCAAGUCACUAUGUGGACCGUUGGAAGCCUUCAGGAGAUGGGAAGUUCUCUACGCUGCCAGAGCAUUUUGACGAUCCUGGCUUCGAACCUUUGAGCCACCCAG